Messenger RNA from Acanthocheilonema viteae, 1083 nucleotides. Lineage: Eukaryota; Metazoa; Nematoda; Chromadorea; Rhabditida; Onchocercidae. The record is from the annotation of a GenBank genome assembly.
AUGCGAGAUCAUCCACGGAUGCGUUUCAUGUGGUGUGAAAUUGCUUUCUUUGAGCAAUGGUGGAAAAAACAAAAUGAAACUGUCAAAAGUUUAACAAGAAAGCUUAUUGAAAAUAGGCAAUUGGAAAUUGUAAGCGGUUCUUGGGUAAUGACAGAUGAAGCAACAACAUAUUUUCCAUCAAUUGUGGAUAAUAUUAUCGAAGGACAGCAAUAUUUAUACAAUGAAUUAAAUGUAGAAGCUGAAGUGAUGUGGUCAAAUGAUCCAUUUGGUUAUGGUCCAUCGGUAUCAUAUUUGUAUACAAAAACUGGUAUCAAACGUGGUGUAAUCAAUAGAAUUCAUUCUAAUUUGAAAGCAUUUCUUCGAGAUCAUGGUGCUUUAUCAUUUUACUGGCGACAAUUUUUUGAUAUUAAUGGACAAAAUGACAUGUACACCUAUGUAUUGCCAUAUAACCACUACGACAUAUUAAAUAAUUGUGGACCGGAUCCGGAAAUAUGUUGUCAGUAUGAUUUUAAAAGAUUGAAUCAUUUUAGAUGCUUUGGUGAGAAACCGGUACCAAUUACAGAGUUAAAUAUUCAUGCACGUGCCUUGAAAUUAGAAGAAGAAUUCUUAAAAAUGUCACUUCAACAAGGAAGCAACAUUUUAUUAUCGGUUUGGGGUGAUGAUUUUCGAUACAGUGAAUUAGAAGAAUGGUAUCAGCAAUAUGACAAUUUGAUAUUACUAUUUGAUUACAUCAAUGUGAACUCAAAACAUACAAAAAUUAGAUUUGGCACACUAACGGAAUAUUUCGACGCAUUAGAACGAAAUAAUAAGGCAAAAAAUCUUGCACCAGCAACUCUAUCCGGUGAUUUCUUUCCUUAUCAGUGUCCUUCCGGUGAUUAUUGGACCGGCUAUUACACUACAAGACCAUUUUAUAAAAGACAAGAACGAGAGUUACAUUCAUUUAUAAGAGCUGCGGACCUAUUAAGUACACAUGCUUUUAUGCAUUUAUCCAUCAAAAAUCGUCAAAUUAUCGAACAGCAACUCACAACAGCUCGGAGAAAUUUAGCACUUUUUCAACAUCACGAUGCUAUCACAGGUGAAUGA